CUGACUCUCCACGCUCCAGCAUUGCUGUGCAAGCAGAUGUUCCCCCUCUGAUGCCAGCUCCUCACCGUUCUUCGCAAUUUCGCGGGGGAGAAGGUGCUCUCUACGCGCAGAGGCUGCAAAGUGGCGAGAAACUGCCUCUCGAUCCAGGGCUCGGUGACAGAGGGAGAGUUUGAGGACGGGUACCGGCUCUGGGAAGAAACAAGACAUAGAAAUAGAUACAAACACAGUGACACCGGUGAAGGCGGAGGAGCCCAGCACUUUAUCCACCACACCUGUGAUGCGUUGUGGCGAGCCGCGAGGACGCAGGCGAGCGGGAUACUGAUGGCCACGCUACGGCACCGGGAUAUGUGUUGAGGCAAAAGACUUGGGCGGUGUGAUUUUUUUUUUUUUUUUUUUUUGUGUGUGUGUGUGUGUGUUGUUUUGAGAGAAAAGGCGUUUUACUGCCACAGAGGACACUCUCCGGACCUGAGAGCAGCGCAGCGUGCCCGCGGUUCUCCUCUUGCCUGUUUAAAAACUUAGGUGGCGAAAGAAGAGAAACCCCACCACCCCUCACGAAGAUGCCCUUACUCCCGGGCCCCUUUGUCCGCGGUAGCUCCAGCGCCACGCUCCUCCGUGCGCUCUGCCUCGUCUUGGCUGGCUUCACCUGCACUGGUUCCGAGCACACGGCCACGGCAACGCUCCCAGCCGCCUUCUCGGACCUGUUACCUCACUUCCUGGUGGAGCCGGAGGACGAGUUCAUCGUGAAGAACAAGCCGGUGACGCUGACCUGCCGCUCCACCCCGGCCACACAGAUCUACUUCAAGUGCAACGGCGAGUGGGUCCACCAGGACGACCAUUUGAUUGAGAGGACGGUUGACCCGGCCACAGCGCUGCCAGUCAUGCAGGUGACAAUUGACAUCACCAGACAGCAGGUGGAGAAGAUCUUCGGUCUGGACGAGUACUGGUGUCAGUGUGUCGCCUGGAGCACCACUGGGACACAGAAGAGCCAAAAAGCCUACAUCAGGAUCGCUUACCUGAGAAAGAACUUUGAGGAGGAGCCGCAGGGUAAAGAGGUGGCAUUGGACCAGGAGGUGUUACUGCGCUGCCAUCCCCCCGAGGGAGUGCCACAAGCCGAGGUGGAGUGGCAGCGAAACGAGGAUGUGAUCGACCCGGCAAGCGACCCCAAUUUUUUCAUCGCCGCUGACCACAAUCUCCUCAUCAGAAAAGCCCGGCUGGCGGACACGGGCAACUACACGUGCGUGGCCAAAAACAUUGUCGCUCGCCGAAAAAGCACCUCUGCCACGGUCCUAGUCUACGUCAACGGCGGCUGGUCCACGUGGACCACCUGGUCGUCCUGCAGUGCUGUGUGCGGGCGUGGCUGGCAGAAGAGGAGUCGGAGCUGCACCAACCCCACGCCACUGAACGGAGGCACAUCCUGUGAGGGGCAGAACGUCCAGAAAAGUGCCUGCGUGGCCACCUGUCCAGUGGACGGCGGCUGGAGCGAGUGGAGCAAGUGGUCAGCGUGCGGCGCCGACUGCUCGAUGUGGAGGAGCAGGGAGUGCACCCAGCCCUCACCUGGCACCGGGGGCAAAGAGUGCCAGGGGCUCGACCUCCAGUCUCUCAACUGCACGAGCGAGCAGUGCCCACAGACUGUGAGUGGUGCCGAGGACGUGGCGCUCUACGUCGGCAUGGUGGCGGUGGCCCUGUGUCUCACGCUGCUGCUCAUCGUGGUCGUCCUGGUGUACCGCCGCAAGAAGGAGGGCCUGGAUGCCGAUGUGGCGGACUCCUCGAUCCUCACCACUGGCUUCCAGCCCAUGGGCAUCAAGCCCAGCAAGCCAGAGAAUUCCCACUUGCUCACCAUCCAUCCCGAUCUAACCACCUCCACCACCAGUUACCAAGGCACCCUGCGCUCUCGCCACGACACCACCGGGAAGUUCUCCAUGACCAACGGGCCUCUGCUGGACCCACUCCCCAACGGCUCACACACACUGCACAAUGGCAAGCUUAACUCGGACCCUGCGGAGUAUGUGAGCCGGCUGUCCACUCAGAGCUACUUCAAAACGCUGCCCCGCGACGUGGCCAACACCUCCUACGGGACCUUCAACUUCCUGGGAGGGAGGCUGACGAUCCCCAACACAGGAAUCAGUCUGCUCAUUCCUCCCGAGGCCAUCCCCAGAGGGAAGAUCUAUGAGAUUUAUCUCACUGUUCAGAGGAAAGAAGAUUUAAGGUUACCCCUGGCAGGCUGCCAGACCCUGCUUAGCCCCGUUGUGAGUUGUGGCCCUCCGGGGGUGGUCCUGAGCCGGCCGGUUAUCCUCAGCAUGGACCACUGCUCUGACGCAUGCCUCGAUAACUGGGCCGUCCGCCUCAAGAAGCAGAACUACGAGGGCGCUUGGGAGGAUGUCUUGCUCAUGGGGGAGGAGCUGGUGACGGAGCCCUAUUACUGCCAGCUUGAAGCCGAGACGUGCCGGCUGUUCUCCGAGCAGCUGGGCACCUUCGCCUUGGUUGGAGAGUCCCUGCACAUGGGUGCUGCCAAGCGCCUGAGGCUGGUGCUCUUCUCCGACGCGUACUGCUCAACGCUGGAGUACAACAUCAGGGUGUACUGCAUGGACGACACGCAGGACGUCUUCAAGGAGGUGAUGCAGAUGGAACGGCAGCUCGGGGGUCGGCUGAUUGACGAGCCUCACGUCCUCCUCUUCAAAGACAGCUACCACAACCUGCGCUUGUCCAUCCACGACAUGCCCCAGGCGCACUGGAGGAGCAAGCUGCUAGCCGGCUACCAGGAGAUCCCGUUCUACCACAUCUGGAACGGUUCCCAGCGGUACCUGCACUGCACGUUCACUCUGGAGCGGCUCAGCCUCGGCACCUGCGAGCUCACCUGCCAGCUGUGUGUGUGGCAGGUGGAGGGGGAGGGACAGAGCUUUAGCCUCGACUUCAACAUCGCCAAGGACAACCGAGCUUUGGACUCUGAGUUUCUGUUGAUGGACAGUAGCGCCACGGCUCUGGCAGGGCCCAGCGCCUUUCAGAUCCCGUACCUCAUCAGGCAGAAGAUCUGCAGCAGCCUGGAUGCCCCCUGUCCCAACGGAGCUGACUGGAGAAUGCUAGCACAAAGACUUAAACUUGAGAGACACAUGAGUUUCUUUGCAUCCAAAGCGAGCCCAACCUCUAUGAUCCUGGACCUGUGGGAGGCGCAACAUUUCCACAGCGGCAACAUCAACCAGCUGGCCGCGGUCAUGGCUGACAUUGGCAAACAGGAGGCCAUGAUAUUCCUGGUCUCUGAUGGCGAGUGCUAACCCAGAAAACGGAGAGAGAGACUGGUGCAGAGAGGAAAAAAAGUACACAACACGACAACAACGACACACAACCCCCCCGCCUCCCCAAUGAUUACCACAGCAGGAAUGGAAGAACAGAGCUGUCCCAGUGUCCCUCGUCUUCACUUUAGAAGAUAGUGAAUGGUUUGUGACAGAUCGAGUCCCCAUUUCCCUUCGAACGGAGUUGAAGUCCUUAACUGACGGGUGAGGGGAAAGGUAGAGCGGAAGUGCUUUGGGAAAUGUAUUCAUGAGCUCAGAAAAGAAAUACUCUUUAUUUUUUCCAUCAAAGUUCCAAGUGAAAUUAGUCCCAACCCUGCUUCUACUUUAAAGAUCACUUUAAAUUAACUUCAUGCCUUUUUACACAAACGAGCCGUUUAAGGCUAACGAGGAGCAAUAUGCAAACAUAAUGCUAAUGUCCAACACUGCAAAUUCAGCCAAUCAUUUCUGAAGUUGGGUUAAUACAAAGGGAUGUGACAAAAAAGGUGCCGGUCAUUUCAGGUUCAAGAGGCGAACAUAUGCAAUUAGCAGGUUCGUCACAUGACAUCAUCGCACGCUGAACGCAUUCGCAACGAAGUCAUCAGGGUCUGUGAACGUCUCCUCCUGUCCACUCACACACACACUGUACAGAAGGACAUCUCCUAUGUGUUUGUUUUUUUUAACACACACACACACACACACACACACACUCACACAGGCGGCUUGUAGCACAUCCUGGACUUGCAGGUUUAAAACAGAUUGUACGUCAAAGCCCCAAAACCUGUCUCAUCUUGUUUGUGUGUGUUCUUGUUGUUUUUUUUCUUUUCUUAGUCCAGCCGGUAUCAGUACUGUGAAUAUAACAUCUUGACAUCUUGAUUUAGCGAGACGCUUCGCAGCCUUCCUGCUUCUAAAUCGAUAUAUGUGGGGUUCGGGUUCUUUUGAACUUUUUUUUUCAAGGGAAGAGUGAGAAAUAUCUUCACUAAAGUCAUAUUUCAGAAGCCAUGUCUAUUUAAAGCCUGGGAUUCUGGAUCCGUCCAUUCUCGUUUCAAGUCUUUCCCAAGCCUUUUGUUUUCUCUCAAAUUCCACAGCUAAUGAAGGAGCCAUAGGGCCAAAAGGUGUUCCAGCUGCAUGUACAUACACAUAUAUGUAUAUUUGGACACUGAUUGUCCUGAAAACUCAUUAACAAAAUGACAUUUCCCCCUUGAUCACAUUCAUUCUGAGAUGUUAAAGAUAAAAACUUGGCCACAAGGGUUAUUAUCCCACAUGAAUAAUGCAGAGCACUUUCCCACAGAAAAUCUGCCAGCGAAUUCUUCAAAAAUCGUCACCAGAUUACUCGUGUGGAAAGGCUGAUUGUGCAGCUUUGUUUUGAUAAGUCAUAAAGCAAGUCUCUAUUUGCUGUGUGGCAAAUGGUAUCAGAGAAACGCCUGUCUCUCGGAGAAAGUUAAGAGUGGCUUAUUCGCACUGUCACGCCUCUGCUCACAAAAGAUUUGCUUUGAACGUGAGUUUCUUUUUAUUGUCAUUUAUAGCCAGUGUGGCAAAAAAAAAAAAAGAUUCAGUUUAGUCUCACAUCAAACCAUAAACUGCAACGACACAUUAGAUUAUUUUUCUACAUUUUGCUUCUUUGCGUCGAUGUACAGUGUUUGGUUAAUGGAUCUGUCAAGCCAGGCAACUUGCAUACAGUAUAUCUUUGAGCUCCGCUGGUUCAGUAAUUACACUUUGAAAAAAAAAAAAAGGCAUCAGCAAUCCCAAACUAGCCAUAGUUUCUCCGUCUGCCUCAGGGUUGCAUGUGAAGUUGUGUUCAAAGUUGUAGAGGGAGCCCCCCCCCCCACCCCACCCCGUCAUUAAAUCCCCUCUUAUCGCUCCACAGCUAGCACCGCCCAUCCCACCAGCUCCUGCGGCUUCAAUCUUUAACACUGACCUGGAGCCUCUUUUAUGAUUGUCAGAUAUUUGGAAUGUACAUUUCUGUUUCCCUUUGGCGGAGCACGUCUGUUUUCCACUUUUAGAAGUUCCCCGUUUUGUUUUUAUACGACAUCUCGGCACCUGCUCAGUCCUUAACCUUCUCUUUUUAAAUCACAUCAAACACGCCUCUUUUCUCGACCUACGACACUUUUUACAAAUCGCUGCAUUGUUUUGAUGUAGAGAUACCAUACUCCUUUUUUUUUUUAUUUCUAUUACAAAACCUUUGAAUCGAGCCCCUUUCAGAUAGAAUUGUGAUACCACCUUAAUAAAUGAAUCUUUUCAUGUUGAAACGGA
Hippoglossus stenolepis (Pacific halibut) is the source of this 5516-nucleotide messenger RNA. RefSeq names its product unc-5 netrin receptor A (gene unc5a). Gene Ontology annotation, molecular function: netrin receptor activity; protein binding. Bases 558 to 3269 code for a protein of 903 amino acids. The transcript is spliced from 16 exons. NCBI's taxonomy places the organism in Eukaryota, Metazoa, Chordata, Actinopteri, Pleuronectiformes, Pleuronectidae. Gene Ontology annotation, cellular component: membrane. The record is from RefSeq and is a predicted model, not a curated record. Gene Ontology annotation, biological process: anterior/posterior axon guidance; netrin-activated signaling pathway.